Molecule: messenger RNA, 412 nt
Organism: Aspergillus heteromorphus CBS 117.55
Lineage: Eukaryota; Fungi; Ascomycota; Eurotiomycetes; Eurotiales; Aspergillaceae
Exons: 1
Coding region: 123-365 (80 amino acids)
Source: RefSeq, a predicted model, not a curated record
ACAGUAGCCGUGGUAUCGGUCGUGGCUUGCUGCAUCAGGCCUAAUUGGGCUCGUGGUACAAGUAUUCCGUACCGUUUUAUUUUAUCUUGUGCUAUUAGCAUGUCGUAUAAUUCGAAGUGAGGAUGUGGGUGACAUGGUGUUAUCUGUUUUCUCUGCUCUCCGCUGGGAUCAAAAGAAUGAGCGGCAUCGCCAUUGCAGUUAAAAAGCACGCGGUGCAGUCAAGAUUUCCGCUCAGGAGUCACAUUGGUCUAUUGCUGCAUUUGAGGCGUCAAUCCUUUCUGCAUAUCGAUAGUUUGGAUCAAGCUUCGGAGAAAGAUAAUAAUAUACAAUUUCAUCGUUUUUAUGCUUGGCCACAAAUGAGAUGAUAGUAACUUCAGAGGCGUGGCGUGCCCAAGAUAAAAAUGUGCGUCAU